Messenger RNA from Chondrus crispus (carragheen), 1893 nucleotides. Its product is annotated as mannosyl-oligosaccharide 1,2-alpha-mannosidase. Gene Ontology annotation, cellular component: membrane; endoplasmic reticulum. Lineage: Eukaryota; Rhodophyta; Florideophyceae; Gigartinales; Gigartinaceae. Bases 1 to 1893 code for a protein of 630 amino acids. The transcript has a single exon. Gene Ontology annotation, molecular function: mannosyl-oligosaccharide 1,2-alpha-mannosidase activity; calcium ion binding. Gene Ontology annotation, biological process: carbohydrate metabolic process; N-glycan processing. The record is from RefSeq and is a predicted model, not a curated record.
AUGCGCUUCAUCGCGAAGCACUCCCACAGAAUCGCUCUCACUAGCCGUCAGCGUCUCCUACGGGUCCUGUACCUUCUUUUCACGCGUUUCUCCCUCUUCUUCAUUGUUCUCCUGUUCUUCGCAUUUGCCUUGUUUUUCUCUCUCGUCCCCUCCCCCCCUCCGGCCGCCUUACCGCAUGCCUCCUCCGACAUCCCCUUCGACCCCUUCCAAUGCGGUUGCCACGACGCAGACACUUGCACCACAGCAGAGCCAGUCGGUUCUUUCUCCCCACCUCCCGUUUCCCGUAUUAUCGACCCUUCGCUGUCUGUAGACGAAAGAGAGAAUGAGAACAGGCGCCGCGCUGUGAGAACCGCCGCCAUGAACGCUUGGGACGCCUAUGUCGCGGGCGCAUGGGGGCAGGAUACGCUUAGACCUCUCACAGGCGAUGGGCUGGACACUCUAGGUGGGAUGGGGGCUUCGAUCGUGGAAGCUUUAGGGACUUUGUAUAUCAUGAGGCUCGAUUCGAGAUACGCCAAGGCAAGGGAAUGGGUGGAGAAAGAGUUGCAUUUUGAUAAUGUAGAGGGCUUUGUUAAUGUGCACGAGGUAACAACGCGGAUUCUAGGAGGCCUGAUCUCAGCGUAUCAGCUCACGGCAGAUCUCAUGUUUUUGCAAAAAGCCGAGGAUCUAGGAAGGCGACUGAGCCCGGCUUUCAGUACCCUGAACGGAGUGCCGUACCCUCGUUGCCGCUUGUCGGCAGUGAGGCAGCAGGGUUUUGAGCACAGCCCGUACAAGUGCGAGGGCACUGAUACCACCCAGUCGCAGGCAGGCGGCCUGUCUUUGGAAUUUCGAGCGUUGGGGUUUCAUUCGCUUCGGCAAGAGAUUCGGGGGAUUAGGUGCAAGGCCGAACGUGCUGUACAUGCUGUUGUUGAGGCCGGGCCAUUGUUGCUUCGCGAGCAGAUUACGAGUGAAUUAAUGCGAGCUCGCAACGUCUCGGGAGUGAAGGCAACCGGAGAGCUGGUUUCUCUACGAUAUGCUGAGAGGUUGCUUAAGUCCACCUCUGGGCUGUUUGGUUCGCUCAAUCCUACUUCGAUGGAGUCGUAUUACGCAUACAUGGUUGAGUUGUGGCAUGGCGCAGUUGAAACGGUGGGUGCCGGCCCGAUUGUGGACAAGAUGAACACUUUCUCCACACCUGCAAAAGGGUUCUACGAAUAUCUGACAAAGGCGUGGAGACAGGGAGGAGGCUGCGAGGCUUCCUUGCGAUACCCAUUAGAUGCAUCUAUGCGCAUGCUACUGCAACGUGCGAUUUAUCAAUCUCCGACGGGAGAUCUACACGUCCGCUCUUUUGCCGACGGCCAGAACGAAACUGACGCAGUUGUAGAGCAAGCCAUGUGCUACUUGCCAGCAGUAUUUCAUCUCGGUGUGACGCACAUUGGUGUUUCUGCAAGACAAGUAGAGCAAUGGCGGGAGGUCGCGGAAGGCAUUACAAAUUCGUGUAUCAAUAUGUAUCGACAUUUUCCAGGUAUGCUGGGCGGUGAAUCGGCCAGGUAUAAUGGUGGGGUAUGGAUCACGACCGGGGCGUACAGGUUGCAGUCUGAUUUGAUUGAUGCUUUGUUUUACAUGUGGAGAACCACGCAGGACAACAUGUACCGGGACGAAGCCUGGAAGACAUUCAUCAACAUCGACAGGGAAUGCAAAGUGCGAAGCGGAGCCUUCACAAUUCUCGAAGAAUCAACCAUAGGCAACAUCACGAAAGGCAAUAAUAUGCCUAGCGACUUUAUGGGUAGUACCUUGAAGAUGCUGUACUUAAUUUUCAGUGGCCACGACGUGCUGUCUUUGGACAACUGGUUGUUUAAUCGUGUAGGUCACCCUCUGCUGGUCACUCCAGGGAUCGGGGCACUCAGCCCGUGUUCAUAG